Messenger RNA from Nezara viridula (southern green stink bug), 2362 nucleotides. Lineage: Eukaryota; Metazoa; Arthropoda; Insecta; Hemiptera; Pentatomidae. The record is from the annotation of a GenBank genome assembly.
GUUUUUAGAGAUUUUUUAAAAAGACUUAUUAGAAAUUAAAUAUUGAUAAUCCAUAAUAUUUAAUCCUUAUGUCCAAUAAUUCUAAUAACUUAUGAAGAUUAAAUAUUCCAACUGUUUUAUGCUAUCGCGCUAUCUCCUCCUUGCAAUAAACAAAAUAAUGUCUGAGAGCGGAGUCGUCUUCAAUCAUAAUUUAAGAAGUAGGCUGGUCCUAAAAGCUCAGCGGCACCCCCGCUCGUUGGGUACAGAAUGCUCUGAGUGGAUUACGCAAUGGUUAUAUUGACUAUGUCCUUCAUAAAAUGUUUGACAUCAGUUGGAAUUGAGCUGCCGACAACGAAAUACGAAUACACUUCAGAUUGAAUAUUUUUCACAUCAUGUUAUUGGAGAUAAUUGUCCUAUUGGCAAGUUUUCUAUUAAUAUUUAACUGGUGGGGCCAUGGCUAUUGGAAAAGAAGAAACGUAUUUUCCAUCCCAAAGUUGUUCAUAUUUGGAAAUUUCUGGCAAUUAGUGAUGGGGCAAAAAGUGUCUCUUAUGUUUUGUGACAUAUACAAAAAAUAUAAAAAGCAUAGAAUGGUUGGCUUCUACUGUUUCUAUAAGCCGAUGCUAUUGAUCAGUGAUCCAGAAAUUAUAAAAAGAGUUCUAGUAAUAGAUUUCAACAGCUUCAGUGAUAAUGGUUUUGUAGUGGACAAGGAUAUAGAUCCAUUAUUUGGAUAUAAUCCAUUUACAGCAAAAACCAUACCUUUAUGGAAAGAAUUGAGGAGUAUUCAAGCUGCAAACCAGACUCCAUUAAAAUUAAAGGAAGUGGUUCCUAGCUUAGCCAAUAUAAAGGAGUUCAUGUAUGACUUCAUCAAGAAUCAGAAAAAUCAACCUAUUGAGGUAUCAGACUUAACAUUACGUGCAGCCAUUGACUCAGCUGUUCUUAAUGGUUUUGGAAUAGAACCGAAGUCAUUUACAGAUCCUGAAUUCAGUUUCAUGACACACGCUAGUGGUGAAAAACUCUUUGAAGCUACUUUUGUAACCAUGAUUUCUGCAUUUUUCUUCCCUUUGAUAAACAGACUCUUUAGUUUGAGAAUGACUUCAAAGGAAGCAGAGGAAUUUUUCGUAUCCAUGGCUAAAACAAAUAUUGAUUAUCGACAGAGUGCUAAAAUCACACGAAGUGAUCUAUUUGAUACAAUAAUGAAGUUAAAUCAAAAGAAGUUGGAGCAAGGGAAUAAAGCCUACUCAGCCUUGGAAAUGUCUUCUCAUUGUGCAAGUUUUUAUAUGGAUGCUACUAUAACAUCAUCAGCAGUUUUAUCCUUUAUACUAUUGGAGCUAGCUUAUCACCAAGAUGUCCAAGACAAACUUAGGAGAGAAAUCUUCUUGAUUGGAAAAAAACCAGAGGAUCUUGACUUUGAUAAAAUAAAUUCCAUGACUUAUUUACAAAUGGUUUUUGAUGAAACUUUAAGAAUGCAUCCCCCUGUGAUGAUAGUGUCCCGCUUAUGUACUAAGGAUACAGAGAUAGAAGGUGUGAAAAUUUCUAAGGGAACUAAAGUAUUUAUUUCUCCUUUUGCUCUUCAUUAUGAUCCAGAAUACUUUCCUAAUCCAGAAAAAUUUGACCCAGAUAGGUUUUCAGAUAUUAAUAAGGAGUCUAUGACAAAGUACUCAUUCUUGCCUUUUGGUGAAGGGCCGCGAAUAUGUGUAGGUAUGAAAUAUGCUAACAUAUUUGUGAAGACUUCAAUUGCACUUAUUCUUCUGAAGUACAAAAUAUUACCAGCUUAUGAUCAGAAUGAAAGUCUACAUGAUAUUGAUCAUUUUCUUUUAGGACCAAAACCAAAUGCUGCAGUCAAAUUUGAGGAAUUUUAAUCUUAAUUCAUAUCGGUUUUAUACUGUAAAAAAUGUUAUAUGUUUCUUCAAUUGUUUACUUCUUUAAUUAAAUACUGGUUGAAAAACCAACUCUUCUUUUUACUUCCUUUGUUAACUAUUUAAGUUUUAAAGAUCCCCACUCAAAAUGUGUGAUAUGAUAUUCUUGUCAGCAGCUAUAUGGCAAUAUAGAGUUGUAUUACUAUUUAUUGUAUUAUAGCCGUUACACUCAGUGCGAUAACCCACAGUGCUACUGACAAAGGGUAUCGAAUCUUCAUAUCGUAUUCUGCUUGUAGGAGCCUUUAUUUGAUUGAUUCUCUUAAAAAUGUAUGUUACUUCUUGUUCAUUAUAAGUUCUAGUCAUCUAAACAUAUCCUCUUCUAUAUUUCUUACGAUUUAUCUAAAUGCUAUAUUCUUAAUUAUUAUGCUAUUUAGAUAACGCAUUAGAAUUUCGAGAAUCUCACCAUUUUCAACUAUAAACAUUCUGUAAACAAACAACUAUUAACAAAUAAAGAUUAAGAUUCUUAC